AUCUUUACGAGUUAUAAAUAUUAAAAAUACUUUGAUUUUGGGAAUUCUACCAUCACCUAGAGCUUCCUCAUCUACACAUACCAUCCUCCGAGCAUAGUCUGACUCUCUCUCUCUCUCUCUCUCUCUCAAAGCAAAGCAGUAUCUGAGUCGAACAAUCCUCGCCAUUCUUAGGACGAUGUGAAGCAGAUCCACACCUCGAUCCGAGGAACCUCUUCGGUCUCUCUCUCCUUCACACAAUUACUCCGAAACCCAAAACAAAACCUCAACAAAAUAUUCAAAAAACAAAAACCCCAAAAUCAGAGAACUGUGUGUGAGUGAAUCAAUGGCUGUUGUUGAGAAUGCUGGGCUGAGCGUGGGCUCGUCGAGCCGGAGCUUCGAGGCUGCUUCGCAGGAAUCGGGUGGUGGGCCGUCAUCCAACGGUCACGAUCAGGCCAGGCACGGCCUCGUGCGACACCGUAUUGACCCCCAUCACGAUCAGGGGCUGUACAUUAAGACCCAGCAGAGCUUCGAUGCGAAGAUCGGGGCCCACCGAUCCAACGGCGGUGAUUCGUCGAGAAAUGGGGACGCUGGCGAGAGCUUCCAGCGGGAUAUGAGGGACUUGCAGGACCUGUUCUCGAAGCUCAACCCCAUGGCCGAGGAGUUUGUGCCUCCAUCACUGGCUAACAAUGGUGGGUUUUAUGGUAACAGCUUGUUAAUGCCCGGCAACGACAGGAAUGGCUUUGCUAACGGAAACAAUGCCCGACGGAGGAAGAAUUAUAAUCAAGGGAGACGGAGGUUGAACACAAGGACAAGUUUGGCUCAGAGAGAGGAGUCAAUUCGGAGGACUGUGUAUGUGUCUGACAUUGAUCAACAGGUCACUGAAGAACAGCUUGCAGCUCUGUUUGUCAAUUGUGGACAGGUUGUUGAUUGCCGAAUAUGUGGUGACCCCAGUUCUGUGCUUCGUUUUGCUUUUGUUGAGUUUACUGACGAAGAAGGUGCAAGGGCUGCUUUACAUCUGGCGGGGACAGUGCUUGGAUUCUACCCCGUGAGAGUGCUGCCCUCUAAAACAGCUAUUGCACCAGUUAAUCCAACUUUUUUGCCAAGGACUGAAGAUGAACGUGAGAUGUGCGCAAGAACUAUCUAUUGUACAAAUAUUGACAAGAAGGUUUCUCAAACUGAUGUCAAACUCUUUUUUGAAUCGGUCUGCGGAGAGGUUUAUCGCCUGAGGCUACUAGGGGACUAUCACCAUUCCACUCGUAUUGCUUUUGUUGAGUUUGUGAUGGCUGAAAGUGCAAUUGCUGCUCUUAACUGUAGCGGUGUGGUUCUGGGUUCUUCGCCAAUAAGGGUAAGCCCAUCAAAGACACCUGUCCGCCCUCGUGCUCCUCGUCUUCCCAUGCAUUGAACAUCUUUGGCACCCCAGACUGAUUCAACAUUUCAGUUUAUAUAUAUUUAACCCCACACAUACACAAACCAUGUAAAGAUGCUUUCCAUCUCUGGUUGGUCUACUUAAAUAUGUAUACUCGUCCUCUGCUUCAAUGCCGGCACGUUCUUUUGUUAUCAUCGGGAUUAUGUUUUGUUUAUCCUAGCAUCCUAGCAUAUAGAGUUGGACAGAACCUCCUAGGCUUUGGAAGAUUUAAUGUAUACUGCUCAUUGAUAUGGAUUGGGAUUUUCCCUAGAUUAAACCCUAUACAGAAGUUUCUGACUUAUGACAAUCCUAUCAAUAGUCGCUUUGUGACACUGACAAAGUGGUAUUUCAAAAUUUUCUUGCCAGUUAUAUGGCUAGCUUCUUGUGCACA
Messenger RNA from Alnus glutinosa, 1775 nucleotides. Its product is annotated as polyadenylate-binding protein-interacting protein 11. The transcript is spliced from 11 exons. NCBI's taxonomy places the organism in Eukaryota, Viridiplantae, Streptophyta, Magnoliopsida, Fagales, Betulaceae. The record is from RefSeq and is a predicted model, not a curated record. Gene Ontology annotation, molecular function: RNA binding. The coding region runs from base 323 to 1381 and encodes 352 amino acids.